Messenger RNA from Cyphellophora europaea CBS 101466, 1656 nucleotides. RefSeq lists its product as uncharacterized. The record is from RefSeq and is a predicted model, not a curated record. Bases 1 to 1656 code for a protein of 551 amino acids. NCBI's taxonomy places the organism in Eukaryota, Fungi, Ascomycota, Eurotiomycetes, Chaetothyriales, Cyphellophoraceae. The transcript has a single exon.
AUGAGUGCUCUGCAGGCAGAGCCGCUCUGGCAAGAAUCCUUCCCGGACAAGACCCGGCCCGAGCUCUAUACCAGCAACGACCUUGACGAGGACGGGUUCAAACCGCUCGCUGACCCACAAGAAUUUCUUGCCAAUCUCUCAACUCUUACCCAACUGCAGCUGUACACGCUCAGCUCCAACAAUGUUCUUGCCUUGAGAUCCGCUCAGGAGGAAUACUCAGAGCUGAGCCGAGAAAUUGCCGCCAUCAAAGGUCGCGACUCUACCACCAAAAAUCCCCAGGCUCUGCAGGAUCCUGAGGUUUUCGAGGAGCGCAAAGAAGCGACUUUGUACAACUACAAGUACGAAACCGCCAAGCCAGCUCGAAUCUCCAACCUGAUUCCCUUUGGCCGUACUGCUGACGACCUGUCGGAGCAAGAGAAGCGCGAUGUCCGUCUCUUUCCCGAGCCAUUUUCGCAAGGUGGUUUUGUCCCUACUGAUCGCCAGUUCAAGGGCAUGAGCAAUCGUGCAAAGAAUCUCAAGAACAUCGACGGCUGGGAGCCCAUCGAGAGGGAUGGCAAAUUCUACAUUCCAGUCCAGCAACAGCACCACGACGAAUAUACCGCUGCGUAUACCCGCCGUGCCCUUGACGAGAACGGUGAAGUCAUUCGGCCAGUCUCUCCCGACAGCGAGGAAUCACAAGCUCAACUCACCCCUGGCAAACCAGAUCUGGUCAAUAAGCGACUUACUCGUACACGUUUCGGCGGCAGGAAACACCCUCCGACGCGCGAUGCGUCUGAAACACCGUCUGUAUCCUCUACUCCUAGCAGAAAACGCGCCGCCACUCCCGUCAUCACUGAGCCACGAGAAGGCACCCCCAAACGUCAAAAGGUCACCUCGAUCGCCAACAUCACCAACGGCCCUCUUCCAGUGCAACAGCCACCGCAACAGCAUGUUCAAGCCAACGUCAAACCAAAGCACCCUAAUCAAUACACCAAGGCGCGUGAGCGCGAGCUCGCCGCCCAACAAGCCGCGCGUGCUGCCGCCGGCGGUGCUGUGGCGCCCUUGCCUACCAUGCCAGACUUUGCCUCCAUGACGGUGGACGAGAAGUUGAACCGUAAAUGGACCGACGACGAGCUGCGCGCCAGUAUCAACGCUGACCACACCUGGCUCAACCCGGACCCGACCAAGGCGGCCGAGUGGCGUGACAAGAUUCUGCAGGGCGUCAACCCCGUGCGCAGCUGGAGCAUGGUCAAGAAGUGGAGCCAGUGGAAGGGCGAGGGCAAGGACAAGAGACCCCGCAAGAAGGUGCUUGGUGGCGUCAAUGGCGUUGCCGGUGGCGGUGGUGCAGCCGAGAGUGCCAGUGCCAGCGCCAGUGGAAGAGCUACGCCGGCCGAAGGAGUGUUUAGUGCAGAUGCCGGGCCAGGGCCAGGGCCAGGUUUCGAAAAGAGCAGUGUCGCGACUCCCCAAAAGGGGACGCCGCCGAGAGGCACACCCACCCCCAUGUUGGACGAGAUUGUGCUGGGUGGGCCUGUUGGUGGCGAAGCAAGGAGCAGGAGAAGCAGUGGCGAUGACAGAUGGGCCGGCACCAAUGGCAGCUUCACCGGUGAGAGCAGGAGUCGUUCCGGCACCCCUGGCACGAGACCUACGCCGACGAGGAGGUCGGCCAGGAACCGAUAA